AUGAGUGCGGAUGAUUGUCCUUGUACUUCAGAGAAAGUGCUGCAAUUCCUCAAAGGGAUGGCCGAAAAAUGUGGUGUAACAGACCUGUGUGAUCCAGCACUGGCGCACUACAUCACUGAAAACGACGCUCUAAACCGGGUCCGAAAUGAGUUCUACUAUCCUAAGUGUGGCACAUUGCCUGAAGCUGACUUCGGCCUAUGCGAUCCAGAAUCCGAUUCUAUCUACAUGUGUGGUAACUCGUUAGGUCUGAUGCCUAAAGCAACUGAGAGAAUCAUGAAGGAACAACUUGAGAAGUGGGCUAAAAUGGGUGUCUUUGGUCACAGAAGUGGUGAACUGCCAUGGGCUUUCUGUGAUGAGCACGCUUUAGCAGGUGUUGCACAGCUCGUCGGAGCCAAACCUGAGGAAGUUGCACUAUGCAAUGGCCUCACUGUUAACAUUCAUGUACUGCUGACAGCAUUUUACAAACCGUCUGAUUCACGUCAUCAGAUCCUGUUGGAGUCUAAAGCGUUUCCUUCUGACCACUAUGCGAUUGAAUCACAAAUCAAGCUGCAUGGCAGGACGGUGGAGGAGAGCAUGGUGUUCUUGACUCCUCGUGAAGGUGAAGUAUGUCUACGAACAGAAGAUAUCCUGGCGUACAUCGAGGAACAUGGAGAGAAAAUCUCUAUCAUAUUUCUACCUGGUGUUCAAUACUAUACCGGGCAAUUAUUCGAUAUCCAUUCGAUUACCAGAGCAGGGAAAGAAAAGGGUUGUUUGGUGGGUUGGGAUAUGGCUCACGCUUUUGCCAACGUUCCUCUGCAAUUGCACUACUGGGAUGUUGACUUCGCGUGUUGGUGCUCAUACAAGUAUGGCUGCACUGGAGCUGGAGGGCUAGCAGGACUUUUUGUUCAUGAAAGGUUCAAGACAGACAAACGAGAACGAAUGUUGGGUUGGUGGAGUCAUCGAAUAGAAUCUCGCUUUAAUAUGGACAAUGUUCUUGAUCUCGAUGAUGGCGCAGCUGGCUACAGAAUCAGCAACCCACCUAUCCAUCUAGUUGUACCUGUAAUGGGCAUAUUAGAAGUGUUCAAGAAUGUGUCGCUUGAGGAUCUACGCAGCAGAUCGUGCUACCUUACUGGUUACCUCGAAUUCUUAGUCAAGCAUUUCUUCGCCGAAGCUUCUGAACAUAGAGCCUCAAAGAUUUUUUGCGCUGUAAUUACUCCGGCGGAAUUUCACGAACGUGGAUGUCAGCUCUCUCUACGCUUCUCAGUGUCGAUUGAUGUUAUCUACCCGGAACUAGUCAAACGUGGUGUAGCGAUAAGCAGAAUAUCCGAGAUGGCGAUAAGCAGCUGUGAAGUAAUACCUAGAUAA
Messenger RNA from Ostertagia ostertagi, 1344 nucleotides. Lineage: Eukaryota; Metazoa; Nematoda; Chromadorea; Rhabditida; Trichostrongylidae. The record is from the annotation of a GenBank genome assembly.